This is a messenger RNA of Homo sapiens (human), 1348 nucleotides long. It is a transcript of the gene RPL6, whose product is annotated as ribosomal protein L6. The coding region runs from base 439 to 1305 and encodes 288 amino acids. Gene Ontology annotation, cellular component: rough endoplasmic reticulum; cytosolic large ribosomal subunit; cytoplasm. Gene Ontology annotation, biological process: translation; cytoplasmic translation. The transcript is spliced from 10 exons. Gene Ontology annotation, molecular function: structural constituent of ribosome. The record is from RefSeq and is a predicted model, not a curated record. Lineage: Eukaryota; Metazoa; Chordata; Mammalia; Primates; Hominidae.
AGCGGAGGACCGAGCGACGGCCGGGAAUGGCAGCGCGGGGGCUCCGCGGAGGCGCCACGCACAGUGUCCAAAGCAUCCUUGCUUCCUCCUGGAAACCGCGGCCGCCAGAGGGUUCUUCCUGACUGUCCUCCACAUCAACUCUAUGCCUCUGAUCUCAGGCUAGGAGCCACUUCCUCUGGAAUACAAGCCUCACCCGAUUCUCUAGUGCAGUGAAUCAGAACCAGAAAAAGGCUAAAUGAUUCCCAGAGACACAGCCAUGAAGCAGGUGGUUUCGAUCUGAAAAAAUCAAGGUGAAAAGCUCUAGCAACCAGAAAGAAACGAAUGGAGGAAAAUGGAAAACGCAAGCUAGAAGACAGAGUCUCAUUCUGUAGGCCAGGCCGGAGGACGGGAAUGAGAAAGGCCAUGUACAAGAGGAAGUAGUCAGCCGCUAAAUCCAAGAUGGCGGGUGAAAAAGUUGAGAAGCCAGAUACUAAAGAGAAGAAACCCGAAGCCAAGAAGGUUGAUGCUGGUGGCAAGGUGAAAAAGGGUAACCUCAAAGCUAAAAAGCCCAAGAAGGGGAAGCCCCAUUGCAGCCGCAACCCUGUCCUUGUCAGAGGAAUUGGCAGGUAUUCCCGAUCUGCCAUGUAUUCCAGAAAGGCCAUGUACAAGAGGAAGUACUCAGCCGCUAAAUCCAAGGUUGAAAAGAAAAAGAAGGAGAAGGUUCUCGCAACUGUUACAAAACCAGUUGGUGGUGACAAGAACGGCGGUACCCGGGUGGUUAAACUUCGCAAAAUGCCUAGAUAUUAUCCUACUGAAGAUGUGCCUCGAAAGCUGUUGAGCCACGGCAAAAAACCCUUCAGUCAGCACGUGAGAAAACUGCGAGCCAGCAUUACCCCCGGGACCAUUCUGAUCAUCCUCACUGGACGCCACAGGGGCAAGAGGGUGGUUUUCCUGAAGCAGCUGGCUAGUGGCUUAUUACUUGUGACUGGACCUCUGGUCCUCAAUCGAGUUCCUCUACGAAGAACACACCAGAAAUUUGUCAUUGCCACUUCAACCAAAAUCGAUAUCAGCAAUGUAAAAAUCCCAAAACAUCUUACUGAUGCUUACUUCAAGAAGAAGAAGCUGCGGAAGCCCAGACACCAGGAAGGUGAGAUCUUCGACACAGAAAAAGAGAAAUAUGAGAUUACGGAGCAGCGCAAGAUUGAUCAGAAAGCUGUGGACUCACAAAUUUUACCAAAAAUCAAAGCUAUUCCUCAGCUCCAGGGCUACCUGCGAUCUGUGUUUGCUCUGACGAAUGGAAUUUAUCCUCACAAAUUGGUGUUCUAAAUGUCUUAAGAACCUAAUUAAAUAGCUGACUACAUUUUGUGUC